CAGGGUCGCCAUGUCAAAACAGGCCAGCUUGCUGCAAUCAAGGUCAUGGACGUCACAGGAGAUGAGGAGGAGGAGAUUAAAGCCGAGAUCAACAUGUUAAAGAAGUACAGCCACCACAGGAACAUCGCCACCUACUAUGGAGCCUUCGUCAAGAAAAACCCUCCUGGGAUGGACGACCAGCUUUGGCUGGUGAUGGAGUUCUGCGGAGCCGGCUCGAUUACAGAUCUGAUCAAAAACACCAAAGGGAACUCUCUGAAGGAGGAGUGGAUCGCAUACGUCUGCAGAGAGAUCCUACGGGGUCUGACCCACCUCCACCAGCACAAGGUCAUCCACCGAGAUAUCAAGGGCCAGAAUGUGUUGCUGACGGAGAACGCAGAGGUUAAACUAGUGGACUUUGGUGUGAGCGCUCAGUUGGACCGUACGGUGGGACGGAGGAACACGUUUAUCGGGACGCCGUACUGGAUGGCCCCGGAGGUCAUCGCCUGCGACGAGAACCCCGACGCCACAUAUGACUUCAAGAGUGAUCUGUGGUCGCUCGGUAUCACAGCUAUAGAGAUGGCGGAGGGAGCGCCACCUCUGUGCGACAUGCAUCCAAUGAGAGCGCUCUUCCUCAUCCCCAGAAAUCCUGCCCCCAGACUCAAGUCUAAGAAGUGGUCAAAGAAGUUCCAGUCCUUCAUAGACGGCUGCCUGGUGAAGAGCCACAGUCAGAGGCCGAGCACGGAGCAGCUCCUCAAACACCCGUUCAUCAGAGACCUCCCCAACGAGCGGCAGGUCCGCAUCCAGCUGAAGGAUCACAUCGACCGCACCAAGAAGAGGAGGGGGGAGAGGGAUGAGACAGAAUACGAGUACAGUGGGAGUGAAGAGGAGGAUGAAGAGAGGGAAACUGGAGAGCCCAGCUCCAUCAUCAACAUCCCCGGUGAGUCCACGCUGCGGCGGGACUUCCUGCGCCUGCAGCUGGCCAACAAGGAGCGCUCGGAGCUGAUCCGGCGGCAGCAGCUGGAGCAGCAGCAGAACGAGGAACACAAACGCCAGCUACUGGCUGAGAGACAGAAACGCAUCGAGGAGCAGAAAGAGCAGAGGAGACGGCUGGAGGAGCAACAGCGUCGGGAGCGAGAGAUGAGGAAGCAGCAGGAGCGAGAACAGAGGAGGAGGUACGAAGAGAUGGAGCAGCUCCGCCGAGAGGAGGAGAGGAGGCACGCAGAGAGAGAGCAGGAGUAUAUUCGUAGGCAGCUGGAGGAGGAACAGAGACAGCUGGAGAUCCUGCAGCAGCAGCUCCUGCAGGAGCAGGCCUUACUGCUGGAGUACAAGAGGAAGCAGAUCGAGGAGCAGCGGCAGGCCGAGCGUCUGCAGAGGCAGCUGCAGCAGGAGCGAGCGUACCUGGUGUCGUUGCAGCAGCAGCAGCAGGAGCCCACGCGGCCGCCGCAGGACAAGAAGCAGCUGUACCACUACAAAGACCAGGCGCCCGGCACCAACGACAAGCCGGCCUGGGCCAAAGAGGUGAUGCGUCGAGCGCAGAGCAACUCGCCUCGCAUCCCUCCCAAGAAAUACCACUCCUUCAGGGAGCAGCGAGGCGUCGACAUCAACGACCUCCUCCUUCUCCCCGGUUACAAACCUCGCCGCCGCCGCCGCCCCCCUUCCUACCCCGCCCAUAACAGUCCUUCUAGGAGUCACCUGCACGUGCCUCAGAUCCGAGUCACCUGCAUUCCCGAGUCCUCCAAGCCGGGGAUGCGCUGGCAGAGCCCCGACAGGAGCCCCGACUCCCGGGGCCGGAGUCCCGCACGCCGGCACAAGGUCGCCAACCGGAUCUCGGACCCAUCGCUGCCGCCCCGCUCCGAGUCCUUCAGCAGCGGAGGCAUCCAGCAGGCCCGCACCCCGCCGAUGCACCGCUCCGUCGAACCACAGAUGGCCCACCUGGUGCAGGUGAAGAGUCACGGUCUGUCAGGCUCCCAGUCUCUGUACGACCCACACGGAGUGUCCUCCUCCUCGGCGUCGCCCUCCCCCUCCCGGCCUCCCAUGCCCCGGCAGAACUCCGACCCCACCUCCGACACCCCUCCUCCCCUGCCCCUCUCCGCCUGGCGCCCCCCCCUCGACAAGUUGGACCGCAGCUCCUGGCUGCGGCAGGACGACGACAUGCCCCCAAAGGUUCCUCAGAGGACGACCUCCAUCUCUCCUGCUUUGGUCAGGAAGCACUCUCCUGGAAACGGACCUGGCCUGGGACCCCGGGCUGGAGCUCACCUCAUACGGGCCAGCAACCCCGACCUGCGGAGGACCGACGUUUCCAUGGAUACACCCAUGAAGAGGACGAGCAGCGGCAGCUCCUCGAGCUCCAGCACCCCCAGCUCCCAGGGAGGCUCCAACGAACGAGGUAACUCAGCCGCUAAGACUGAAGGCUCGACACUUUCUUCCCACGAGACCAAAGAUGACGGCAGAGAAGUGACGAGACCAAGCAGGCCUGCAGUGAGUACACACACACACACACACACACACACACACACACACACACACACAGAAGGGAUCAUAAGGGACAAACAACAGCCAACGGGGCCUCAGACACAUGAACCUGUGUGAAUGUGUGAUUAAAUAUAUAUUAGAGGAUGUUGGACAACAUGUACACACACACACACACACACAGACUCUCACACACACACAAACACACACACACUCUGACUCUUCUCUCUGAACUAACCACGUUGCUGUUCAUGUUCAUCCUUUCCUCCAUUCUUUCAUGCUCCUUCAGAGCUAUAAGAGAGCUGUAGACGAGGUUAGUGACAUUUCUCCUCCUUCACCCCUCUCUCUGUCUC
Molecule: messenger RNA, 2801 nt
Organism: Cottoperca gobio
Lineage: Eukaryota; Metazoa; Chordata; Actinopteri; Perciformes; Bovichtidae
Product: TRAF2 and NCK-interacting protein kinase-like
Biological process (GO): protein phosphorylation
Cellular component (GO): cytosol
Molecular function (GO): protein kinase activity; ATP binding
Source: RefSeq, a predicted model, not a curated record